This is a messenger RNA of Arabidopsis arenosa, 1825 nucleotides long. Lineage: Eukaryota; Viridiplantae; Streptophyta; Magnoliopsida; Brassicales; Brassicaceae. The record is from the annotation of a GenBank genome assembly.
CAGUCAUUUAUAAGAGACAAGAACCAUACGACCAAUGUCGUAGAACAAGUUCUUUAGUAUUCACACAAUCCUCUCACAAUCAUUCAUCUCUCUACAUUAGCACGAAGACUGGUUUCAAGAGUUUUCUUGUAGCACAAGAAAGAUCAAGUUUGUGUAACUAAAGAGACAAAGAAAUGACGGAAAAGGAUCUUCUUUUCGACACGAUACUUGCUCGUAGUUUUAGCAGAACUGGGCAGAAGAGACUUGGAUAUGGAGCUUUCAUUGCCUCUCUUCUCUUCGUCUACACUCUUUGCACUGUCUCUAAACCUUACCUCAGCCCUCUACCAAUCGUGGAGAUGCAAUUAUCAGUGGACGCUGGUCUCAGAAUGCUGAGAAUAACAGAACCGCCAGCAUUAAAGAGCAGCAACAAUGAAACAUCCGCAGAUUCAGAGAAACUCAUUAUCCAAACGAAUCAAGAUAAUGUUACAUCAAGUUCAGUGACUACUCAGAGCCUAAUCAGUUCUGAAGAUCACAAGUUUAAUGUCUGCAACGACACAAGCUUGCCAAAGAAUUUUCUUGAUUCGUUUAAUUGUACUACCAACACUACAAUCUCCAAAGAAGAAGUUAUUUCAGAUGAAAAUGAAUUGGAGAAAACUGUGAAACCUAUAUGCACCAAACUAGCAAGAACAGAGUUCUGUGAAUUUAGCGGCGACGUAAGAAUUCAUGGAAAAUCCGCGACUGUUUUAGCUGCGAUCACGUUUGCGUUUUCGGGGAAUUCCACGUGGCAUAUGAGACCUUACGCGCGAAAAGGUGACCUGGUGGCGAUGAAUCGCGUGAGAGAAUGGACCGUGAAAUUGGAACAAAACGCUGACCAAUUAGAAAACGCUAAUUUCUCGCGUUGCGUUAGGAAUCACAGCGUUCCGGCGAUGAUUUUCUCUCUCGGAGGCUACACGAUGAACAAUUUCCACGAUUUCACCGAUGUCGUGAUUCCUCUGUACACGACGGCGCGUCGAUUCAACGGAGAAGUUCAGUUUCUCGUGACGAACAAGAAUCCAUGGUGGAUCAAAAAAUUUAAGGAAUUAGUGAAGAAACUAUCUAAUUACGAAGUGAUUUACAUCGACGACGAAGAAGAAACGCACUGUUUCAGCAGCGUCACCGUCGGUCUCAUUCGCCACCGUGAGUAUUUCAAAGAGUUGACUAUCGAUCCUUCGAAUUCGGAGUAUUCAAUGUCCGAUUUUCGAAGUUUUCUAAGAGACACCUACUCAUUGAGAAACGCCGCGGUGAUUACGAGCCAGAUCCGGCGGCGGAGGCCACGGAUCCUGAUUUUGACGAGGAGCAGAUCGCGAGCGUUCGAAAACGCCGGCGAAAUCGCGAGAGCGGCGAGACAGAUCGGAUUCGAAGUCGUGGUGGCGGAAGCGAACACCGGAGUCGCGAAUUUCGCGCAAACGGUGAAUUCCUGCGACGUGAUACUCGGCGUUCACGGCGCGGGGCUGACGAACAUGGUGUUUUUGCCAGACAACGCGGUCGUGAUUCAGAUUCUUCCGAUCGGUGGAUUCGAGUGGCUUGCGAAGACGGAUUUCGAGAGACCUUCGGAGGGAAUGAAUCUGAGGUAUUUGGAGUAUAAGAUCGCGGCGGAGGAGAGUACGCUGGUGAAGAAGUACGGACGCGACCACGAGGUCGUGAGAGAUCCAUCGGCGGUUGCCAAACACGGGUGGGAUAUGUUCAAGUCGGUUUAUUUGGUACAACAGAACGUUAGUAUUGAUAUAAACCGGUUCAAGCCGGUUCUUGUCAAAGCUCUUGAGUUAUUGUAGAGGCAGUCGGUGUAAAUUAAAUAUUUACCGCGUUC